Vanessa atalanta (red admiral) is the source of this 3401-nucleotide messenger RNA. RefSeq names its product methionine--tRNA ligase, cytoplasmic (gene MetRS). Bases 112 to 3132 code for a protein of 1006 amino acids. The record is from RefSeq and is a predicted model, not a curated record. Gene Ontology annotation, molecular function: ATP binding; methionine-tRNA ligase activity. Gene Ontology annotation, cellular component: aminoacyl-tRNA synthetase multienzyme complex; cytosol. The transcript has 23 exons. Lineage: Eukaryota; Metazoa; Arthropoda; Insecta; Lepidoptera; Nymphalidae. Gene Ontology annotation, biological process: methionyl-tRNA aminoacylation.
UGCAAACUUAUGCAAAUCGUCAGGUGCCAGCUCCAAUAAGAAUUACCAAUUAGGUUAUGUUUCACGCAAGUUAGGCUUUUUGUACCAUAUAUAUAUAAAAAAAAAGUAAUAAUGAAGAUAUAUACGAACGAUAAUAAUACCGCAACUCUAAAGUUGUUAAUAGCGGCAAAUUUAGCCGGCAAAAAGAUAGAGCUAAAGAAAGCAACUUUCGAAGACGUGUCCGCAGGGCCAAAGGCGCUGCCACUGCUGGAGGUAGAUGACCAGCUGAGUUUCUUCAGCAGUAAUGCUGCCGCGCAAUAUUUAUUUCCAGUUUUGGAUCUCUCUCAAAAUGGACAGUGUCAACAGAUGCAAGAAUGGGAAGCAACACGCUUACAACCGACUACAGCAGCCGUCUUGAUGAGCAAGUCUGUUGCGUCGGACCUCAAACAAGCACUGAACUCACUGCUCUUGAUGGUUGAUGGGCUAUUAAAGACACAUAAAUAUAUUAUUGGGGACAAACUCUCGGCCGCUGAUAUAUCUAUAUGGAGUACCCUGUAUCCAUUGUGUCACAACAAGGAUUAUCAAAAGCAAUACUUAGCGGAAUGCCCCAACAUCAUGAGAUGGGCCGACGAGCUGGGAUCGGCUAAGGCUAUUCAGGAAGCUGUGCAGCAGUGGGGCGGGUCGGUGGAGGGUCCGUUCGCGCCGACAUCCGCUCUGGGCAUACCGCAAUUCACGAACAUGGUCUCUCCUGUUGGGACUCCAGAAUCUCAGGAAAUUAGCAUUACGGCAGAAGAAAUAGAAGCGGCGAAAGAGAACUGGAUCAACGGCGUAAAGAACUUACAAGAGCCAUUGAAGAAGCAGGACGUGAUCUUACCGGUGAAGGGUCGGAGGAACGUCCUCAUAACGUCGGCGCUCCCCUACGUGAACAACGUGCCGCACCUCGGGAACAUCAUCGGCUGCGUGCUCUCCGCCGACAUCUUCGCCAGGUACUGUCGCCUGUGUGACUACAACACCCUGUUCAUCUGCGGGACUGACGAGUACGGAACAGCUACAGAAACGAAGGCUCUGGAGGAGGGCGUCACCCCUCGGGAGAUCUGCGACAAAUACCACACGAUACACGAGGCGGUGUACCGCUGGUUCGACAUCGGGUUCGACUACUUCGGCCGGACGAGCACGCCGGAGCAGACCGAGAUAGCGCAGAAGAUGUUCCUGAAGCUGAUGGACAACGGGUUCAUCAGCAAGCAGUCGGUGGACCAGCAGUUCUGCGAGAGGUGCCAGCGGUUCCUGGCGGACCGGUUCGUGGAGGGCACGUGUCCGCACGCGGGCUGCGGCUACGAGGACGCGCGCGGCGACCAGUGCGACGCGUGCGGCCGCCUCGUCAACGCCGCCGACCUCGUGCGCGCGCGCUGCAAGCUGUGCGCCGCGCCGCCCGCGCUGCGCGCCAGCGAGCAGAUGUUCCUCGAGCUCGGACAGCUGGAGCCGGCGCUGCGCGCGUGGGCGGCGGGCGCGGCGGGCGGCUGGUCGGGCCCGGCGCGCGCCGUGUCGCGCGGCUGGCUGCGCGAGCCUCUGCGCGCGCGCGCCGUCACGCGCGACCUGCGCUGGGGCGUGCCCGUGCCGCUGCCCGCCUGCCGCGACAAGGUGUUCUACGUGUGGUUCGACGCGCCGAUCGGCUACCUCAGCAUAACGCAGUGCGCCACCGGCCAGUACGAGAAGUGGUGGAAGAAAGACAAGGAUUAUGAUGUGAAGCUGUACCAGUUCAUGGCGAAGGACAACGUGCCGUUCCACGUGGUCAUGUUCCCCGCCACCGUCAUCGGAGUCAACGAGGGGCACUUGUUGGUCGACCACGUGUUCGCCACCGAGUACUUAAACUACGAAGAUGGCAAAUUUUCGAAAUCCCGUGGUGUUGGUGUGUUCGGUACCGACGCACAGGAAACCGGUAUACCGUCGGACGUGUGGCGGUUCUACCUCACCAGCAUCCGGCCGGAGACGUCCGACUCCAGCUUCAGUUGGGCGGAACUCGGGACCAGGAACAACUCUGAGCUGCUCAACAACCUGGGCAACUUCUGCCACCGCUCGCUGAGCUUCUGCGCGAACACCUUCAAGGGGGUGGUGCCCGACGCCGAGCUCACAGCGGCCGACUACGAGCUGUUCGCGCUCGUCAACAGAGAAGUCGCUGGGUUCGUGCAGCACAUGGAGAAGGGGCGCCUGCGUGAGGCGCUCCGCUGUGUGCUGAGUGUGUCGCGUCUGGGCAACCAGCACAUGCAGAGCAGCCAGCCCUGGGUUCUACUGCGGGGAGACGAGCAGGACAAGGCGCGCGGCGCGGCGGCGGUGUGCGUGUGCUGCCAGCUGGCGGCGCUGCUGGCGGCGCUGCUGGCGCCCUUCGUGCCGCGCGCGGCGGCCCGGCUGCGCGACCAGCUGCGCCUCACGCCCGACCAGCUCAGGAUCAACCCCGAGAAUCCAUCGCUCAUCCAGUACUUACCGCCUGGUCACGUGAUCGGCAAGCCCGAGCCGCUGUUCGCGAAACUGGAACCGGAAAUGUUGGAAAAACUCAAAGCGAAAUACGCGGGAACACAGAGCGAGAGAGCCAAGAAGCAAAACGGGGCCGCGAAAGGCGCAGCGCCCGCCGGCGCCGCCGAGCUGGAGGCCGCCGUCGCGGCGCAGGCAGAUAAAGUCCGUCAAAUCAAGUCGUCGACGAAAGACAAAGCGGUCGUGCAGCCGGAAGUGGACAAACUGCUCGCUCUGAAGAAACAACUCGCAGCUGCGCAGGCGCAGGAGUCGCGGGGGGCGCAGGGGGCGCCCACCGGCGUCAACGAUGUUGCCAAUCUGGAAAAAGCCAUUGCAGAACAGGGUGAGAAAGUUCGAAAGCUAAAAGCAUCAACAAAAGACAAAUCAGUUUGGCAACCGGAAGUAAAUAUACUGCUCGCUCUGAAGAAACAACUCGCGGAUGCGCAGGCGCAGCCCGAGGCCGGCCAGAGCCCCACCAGCGUCGCCAGCGUCGCCAGCGUCGCCAGCUUAGAGAAAGCCAUCGCAGAACAGGGCGAGAAAGUCAGACAGUUGAAGGCGUCGACGAAAGACAAGUCGGUCUGGCAACCGGAAGUGAACGUCCUCCUCGAUCUCAAGAAGCAACUCGCGGCGCUGCAAGUCAAGCAAUAAAUUAUAUGUAUUUAAAAAUAUUUAUAUAUUCCAAUGAAUUAAAUGCAUUGAAGAGAAAUUAAAUAAUUAACUUAUUGUACAGUUGAGUCCCGGAACAUCAAAAUCAACAGGUUGAUGUUCGGUAAACCUAUUUUCACCUGCUUAGAACACAGUCUAACUCACCGCACAGAAGGUCUUACAGGGCAGUUGUGUGUGCACAAACACUAUUGUAUCACUCGUGAUCGGACUGAUAAGAGACGUGCUGUCCGAGGCACAGGAGACUACUGCCA